UAACACCUGACUCGUUCUGAUAACGUUCUCUGUUAGCUGAGAGAAUUUUUUUAGAUGAGUAUUUGCACAUUUACUUGAGUGAGGAAUCUGUGUACCUCUGCUCAUGUUCAAAAAUGUAAUCAUCGACAUUAACUGCAUUUCAUAAUGCUCAUCUGCUCGGAGCUCAAGUACAUUUUGUCUGUAGUGUCUUUAAUUAGUUAGUAUCAGUGUACGAAUUUGCCUAUAACUCCUAUAUAAACUAGUUCUGGGUUCAUUCUUGUGUGUCUUUGUUCUGUUUGUGCCUUCAUCCUUGACCUGCUCAUGUUUCGCCCUGCGGAGGCUCCUUGCGCUCCAUCCGGAUUCAAAUCUAGACCUAUCUUAUUUCAGCUUUUAAAAAGCCCUUAUUGUCCUCUACGAUGAUAUUCAUCACUUCAGUUGAACAGAACGGCUCUUGUGGAAGGCCAUGCUUAAGGAUUACCGCGUGCUUUGCUUAUUAAAACACCUGCUGAUGAGGAGUCGGGCUGGGCUGGGCCUGUGGCUCUGUGGGUCCUGGGGAGGAACAGAUUAAAGCAGCAGUGGUUGGAUAGAGACUUUCUGAGAUGUACAGAGUGAAGAAGGAACCAGGAGUGACGAUGGUGCUUCUAACCACUAAGAUCGUACAGAGAGCGUCACUCUUUGUGGCUUUCGGCGGCCUCGUCACGACAUUCAUCACCACAUUUUUGCCACUAUGGAAGACGAUGAACUCUGAGUUGAACGAGAUGGAGAAUUGGUACGAAGGUCUGUGGCAUACUUGCAUCUUCACGGAGGAAGUGGGUCUCCACUGCAAAGCCUUUGAGUCUCUCCUCGCUCUGCCUCCAGUCACACUUGCCUCCAGGAUUCUCAUGUGUGUAUCCAUCGUGACUGGGUUCCUCGGCGUGUUGGUGGCGUUUUUUGGACUCGAUGGUGUAGAGAUCGGGGCCGGCCGUGACAGGUUAAAGAGGGGGCUCCUCAUCCUCGGUGGCGUGCUGAUCUGGGUGUCGGGAAUCACGACUCUGGCGCCGGUUUCACUCAUCGCGUACGUGAUGGUGGUGGAGUUCUGGGAUGAGGGUCUCCCUGACGUGAUGCCGCGCUGGGAGUACGGCGAGGCCAUGUUCUCCGCCUGGUUCUCAGGACUUCUGCUGGUCAUCGGAGGAUCGUUCCUCUUCGUCGCAGUGUGCAUGAGGGACCACGAAGCCAAGCAGCAAAGGGAAAUCUUCUCACCUACUCAUGAACUUCAACCAAGGACUCAGCACUACCUAAAGACAGAGGUCUUAUAGAUUUAUUUUUACAUUUUCCAACAUACAGUAUGAUAGAACGAUGAAUUAAUUAUUGAAUGAUAAACACACACACACACACACAUUGCCUGGUUUAUUACUAUGUGUGUUUUUAGUAUUUCUGUGACCCAUACUUGUUGGUGCUCAUUAAAUCUGAGAAAACAAUAAUUGCUUUCAGAGAUUGUUUCAUUUGGAAGACACUUCGGUUUGGCAGAGUUAUCUGCAUAUUUACUUCUUUACUUAUAAGUCAUCUGAGCUUUUUUUCAAGACUCCAUUUUCUUUUCUUUCACUCAGAAACAUAUUCAUCAGUACAUUCAGUGAGAGCCAACAUGGUCUCGCACUUUUUUGCUUGCACAAUGAAAAUUUUAGUAAGAUGAAAGUUAGGGAUAGAUUUGGCGUCAGGGUUCAUUCAGUUUGUUACGACUUCAUCUGUAAGAAAAAAAAUUCCAAC
This is a messenger RNA of Pangasianodon hypophthalmus (striped catfish), 1722 nucleotides long. RefSeq names its product claudin 26 (gene cldn26). Gene Ontology annotation, cellular component: bicellular tight junction; plasma membrane. Gene Ontology annotation, biological process: cell adhesion; bicellular tight junction assembly. The transcript has a single exon. Gene Ontology annotation, molecular function: structural molecule activity. The coding region runs from base 579 to 1274 and encodes 231 amino acids. The record is from RefSeq and is a predicted model, not a curated record. Lineage: Eukaryota; Metazoa; Chordata; Actinopteri; Siluriformes; Pangasiidae.